AUCUAUAUAUUAUAUUAAAUUAGGUGGCUCAAAGAUAUAUUUAAAAAAGGAGUGAAAGGAAUAUUAACAUUAGAAGAUAUUUACGAUCCUUUGAAGUCCGACAAAUCAGAGAGGCUUGGAGAUUUGCUCGAAAAGUAUAACCAUUUAUUUAGUAUUCGAAUGUUCAUUAAAUUUCCUUCCUAUUAUUUUUAUUUUCAUCAUCAAUAAAAAAUGAAAUUAAUUUCUUAUACAAUUUUGAACAGAGAAUGGACUCGAGAAUGGGAGAAAUUAAAAUACGUCGAAUACGUAUUAGAAAAGGACGGUAAUAAAAAAUUAGGCAAAGGUACAAAGCCGUCCUUGUCCAAAGCCAUAUUUCGUAUAUUUUGGCGAAAAUAUCUGCUGUUAACGACAUUUCUAUUUGUGCAAUGUGUAAUAUUGAAUACGUUACAACCAAUUCUUCAAGGAUGGAUCAUCGAUUAUUUUAAUGUGACUACAACGAAUUCAAAAACUAUUACAAAAAAAGAAGGCAUAGCUAUUGCAUUCGGUUUAAUUAUCAAUAUCACAGUAUCUGUUAUUAUCAUGCAUCAUGUAGCAUUACGAAGUCGAGAAAUGGGAAUGCAAAUUCGCUUAGCUUGCAGUUCUCUGGUAUACAGGAAAAUACUACGACUAAGUAAAGUUGCCCUAACACAAACAACUAAUGCUGGACAAGUUAUUAAUAUUCUUAGCAAUGAUAUGAGCCGUUUUGAUAUGGUACCUUUUUAUAUGCAUUAUCUAUGGAUUGCACCGAUCCAGCUCGUAGUGAUAGUCUACAUAAUGUGGACAAUGAUCGGACUCUCAUCAUUUUUCGGCGUCGCAUGUUUCAUAUUGAUCUCUCUUCCCAUUCAAGGAUAUUUCCCUAUAAUAAGUAAUCGUUUGAGAGCAAGUAUAGCAACAUUAACGGAUAAAAGGGUACAGCUUAUGGGUGAAUUUAUAAAUGGCAUACAGAUGAUCAAAAUGUAUGGCUGGGAAAAACCGUUCAGUAAAUUUGUGAUGAAUACACGUUCGGCUGAAAUGAAAAAAAUUCGUCUCGCCACGUUAAUUCGAGUAUUGUCUCUUUCAAUGUUAGUUUAUACUGAAAGAAUCACUUUAUUUUUUUGUAUGGUAGUGUACGCUCUCGCGAACAAAACUCUAAAUCCUAAAUAUACUUAUAUUUGGUCUACGUACUUCAGCAUGCUACAAUUAACGAUUGCUAUGUUCUUUCUACUAGCUUUAAUAUGGUUGAGCGAGACUAAAAUAAGCGUACAAAGAAUCGAGGAAUUUUUAAUGUUGGACGAAGUUAUAUCAAACAAUCAAACGCCAUGGAAGACGUCAAAAUACAAUAAUAAAGUAGAAAACUAUAAAAUCUUUUUAAAGUCGAGAGAAGAAGAUGUAAUAAAAGUUGAAGAAAACAAACUAGCAUCCAUUGAAAUGACUAGAGUAACAGCAAACUGGGUAUCUAAUAAAUUUCCACCUACUCUAUGUAAUAUCAAUCUAAAAGUGGACCCAGGCCAGCUUUGCAUUCUAUUUGGUCAAGUUGGAGCAGGGAAGACAGCCCUUUUACAUACCAUUUUAAAAGAACUUCCUCUGUACACUGGAAUAUUAAGGAUUCUUCAAAACUCUGAUGCAAAAAUGGAAUCUCUGAAAAACUUUGAUAAAUACUUCACCGAUAAUCCAAACAUUACAAUUUCUUAUGCCUCUCAAGAACCGUGGCUUUUUGAUGGAACCAUCAAAGAAAAUAUUCUUUUCGGUCGAGCAUACGAUGAGAAAAGAUACAUGGAURUAAYACGAGUAUGUGCCCUGAGUAAAGAUUUUCAGCAAUUACCWCAMGGMGAUAUGUCUUUUGUUGGAGAAAAAGGAGUCAUGUUAUCCGGUGGACAAAAAGCACGCAUYAAUUUGGCAAGAGCUGUCUAUAAACAAGCAGAUAUUUAUUUACUGGAUGAUCCUUUGAGUGCAGUAGACGCGAAAGUUGCUCGACAUAUUUUUACAAAAUGUAUCAACGAAUAUCUUCGUGGUACUACGAGGAUAUUGGCAACGCAUCAAUUACAGUUUCUCAAAUCAACAGAUGUUAUUGUAGCAUUGAAUCAUGGUACCGUCAAAGUGAAAGGAAAGUAUAAUGAACUAGUUAAAAAUAACGAUGAAUUUGUAAAAAUGAUCACUCAGAUCAAAAUGGACAAAGAACGAGACAAACUCGAUGAUGCUAUUGACAUCGAACAAUUUGAUGAUAUCACACAUAGUAUAAGAAGUAAAGCAUCUAUUAAAUCUGACAACAGUUUAAUCCCGGGAUCCGAGAAGGGUGAUUAUAAAACUGAAGACACCGAUGAGCAAGAAGAAUUAAUUCCCAAUGUUUCCUGGAAAUUAUAUAUCAAAUAUUUUCGAUAUGGCGCCAAUUGGUUGACUCUAUCUGCUUUUAUAAUAUUAACAUUAAUAACACAAUUAUUUGCAAGCGGUACUGAUUAUUGGGUUUCUUACUGGACGAAUUUAGAAGUAAUAAGGAGUGUUAAAAAUCAAAGUUUUAUCGUGAAUAAAAGAUAUGAAUAUCAAAGCACGAUAAAUAAUACAAUUUUAUCAAGCUUUCUAUCCACAGAUAAUAUAGGAUUAUUGACUACAACUUCUGCUAUAUAUGUUUACACAAUAAUUAUUAUUACCUGUAUAAUUUUGGUCUUUUUACGUAGUAUCUUUUUUAUGGAAAUUUGCAUGAUCGCUUCCCGUAAGAUUCAUGAUAUAACAUUUAACAAUAUUUUACAAACWAACAUGCGCUUUUUUCAUAUGAAUCCUUCCGGAAGAAUUCUGAAUAGAUUUUCGAAAGAYAUUGGAGCAUUAGAUGAAUUACUACCAAAGCCAAUAUUAGAAACCAUACAAGAUUCUCUACUCGGAUGUAGUAUUAUUAUAAUAGAAUUAAUGAUUAAUUAUUGGAUAAUUAUACCAUUCAUUCUAUUAGCUACCGUUGGUUAUUUUAUACAAAUAUUAUAUGUUAAAACCGUACAAAAUAUUAAACGUUAUGAAGGAAUAUGUAGAAGCCCAAUAUUUUGCCACGUCAAUACAACUUUAACUGGACUUUCGACAAUAAGAAGUAGCGGUAACGAAAUAGAACAUGUUUUGAAGAAGAAAUUCGAUCAUUUACAAGAUAGACAUACAGGAGUUUGGUAUCUCAUAUUAGCGAUAUCAGAUUUUUUAGGUCUAGUCUUUGAUCUAUUGUCCUGUCUUUUCAUUGCCUUUAUCUGUUUUUUUUUUAUACUCGUAGAUACAGGUAUUAAAUUUAUUCUAAAAAAUGCAAAGAGAAAUAAAAAAACAUGUAACAAAUUUAGUUAUUGUAUUUCAGACAACACAUUAGGAGGAGAUGUGGGUUUAGCUAUUUCACAAGCCCUUAUUUUAGUUGGCAUGUUACAAUACGGCAUAAGGCAAAUUGUCGAAAUAUCAAUUCAAAUGACAUCUGUGGAAAGAAUUUGCCAAUAUACUAAUCUUCCUAAGGAGGAGUCUUUAACAUCAACGAAUCCUGCACCACCGACAUGGCCAUCGCAAGGCCAAGUAGUACUUAAAAAUGUUUAUAUGAGGUACAAUCCAAAUGAGCCACCUGUUUUGAAGAAUCUAACAGUUACGAUAGAAGCAGGAUGGAAAGUUGGUAUUGUUGGAAGAACAGGUGCUGGAAAAUCUUCAUUAAUAAGUGCACUCUUUCGUCUUUUUUCCGAGGGUCUAGAUGGAGAGAUAAUAAUUGAUGGUAUAGAUACAAGUACGAUAAGUCUACAAGAUUUACGUUCUCGAAUAUCCAUCAUACCACAAGAACCAAUUCUCUUUGCUGCAAGCUUGAGAUAUAAUUUGGACCCAUUUAAUGAAUACGACGACGCGACUCUUUGGAAUGUUCUUCGAGAAGUCGAAUUCAAUGAUAUUGGUUUGAAUGAUCAAAUUAUAGCAAAUGGUAACAAUUUAAGUGUUGGUCAAAAGCAACUGAUAUGUCUGGCUAGAAGUAUUCUAAGAAAAAAUCGAAUUAUAGUCUUGGAUGAGGCAACUGCUAAUAUUGAUUCGCAUACCGAUGAAUUGAUACAACGUACUUUGAGAACUAAAUUUGCGGAUUGUACUGUUCUUACAAUUGCUCAUCGCUUGAAUACUAUUAUUGAUAGUAAUCGUAUUUUAGUAAUGRAUGCCGGAGAAAUUGCGGAAUUUGGUAUUCCUUACGAGCUACUGCAUGAUAAACCUAAUAGUUUAUUUGCUCAAAUGGUGAAUAAUACAGGACGUGUAAUGUCUAAGAAUCUUUUACAGCAAGCAGAAAUAUCUUACCAGCUGAAUUCUAAAUAGUCAAAUCCUAAAUCAUUCUGUUAUAAUUCCUAUGAAAAUAAUUUUUACAUUUUCUUUUAAUUAAGAGUGUAUAUCCUAAUAAAUAAAUACGCACUGUAUAUAGUGUCCCGUUAGAAUAUUCUUUUACUUAAAUAAAAUUAAUUGGUUGUAUUCUUAUCAAUCAAUAUAUCAGCUUUAGUAGUAAUUAAUGUCGUUUUAUUUUAUCUAACCUUUGCUUUUAGUUUAAUUCGUGUGUAACUCACUUUCAAAAAUCUUGAAACUUACGAAACAAUCGUAACAGGUUGAAAAUGGAUUUUUAAAAGUAAUUCACGUAAUUUAUGUAAUUUUAGAGUAUCACGGAACAAUUCACUAAUAACGAAAAAAUUAUAUAAAAACGAUAUUAAUUAUUACUAAACUUGAUAUUUAAGAAUUUUUAAAAUUA
Molecule: messenger RNA, 4708 nt
Organism: Polistes canadensis
Lineage: Eukaryota; Metazoa; Arthropoda; Insecta; Hymenoptera; Vespidae
Product: probable multidrug resistance-associated protein lethal(2)03659
Exons: 14
Coding region: 211-4287 (1358 amino acids)
Biological process (GO): transmembrane transport
Cellular component (GO): membrane
Molecular function (GO): ATP hydrolysis activity; ABC-type transporter activity; ATP binding
Source: RefSeq, a predicted model, not a curated record